AUGCACGGCGGCGUUGGCCAUGCACUUGCCAGUGGCCUUCGGUGCAAUUUUCGUUUUUGCGCACACGCAAUCUUCAACGCCAUGGGAGCAGACGCCAGGGAUCCAAGGAUGGCAGUGCAGCUGACUGUUCAAGAAACAAGCCUGUCCCUGUGCCAGGUGUAUUUUUUCAUGAUUCCGUACUCUCUCAUUCUCUUCUUUUUGCUGUACCGCUUUGUGCAAGAGGUGCGCAAACAGAGAAAGGACAAGAAGGGGACUACUCCGAUCGAGGUAGUUUGCCCUGGACUUGAUCUUGACGGAAACUUUGGUUUGGCAAGCUUGCUCACACAGCAAUCCGGCCAAACGUCACCCGGCAAAAGCCAUGCUCCUGGUUUCAUUCAACGGCAGCAACAAAUUUUCAAGCCCUCGACCUCCCACAAAUCCUCUUCGAGCAGUGGUGAGCUGCCAAUCCUGCAGCAAGAUGUCAGCAUACCAGAGCAGUCGCUCAAGGGCCUACGAUUACGCCAGAGGAACAAAAACAAAAUAUCAUCUCGCAAAGAUCGCGAGUUGACGUUGAGCACCUCUAGACUGAAGCUGGAUAUGCAAGUUCCGACUCCUGAGAAGGCUGGACCAGCACCAUCGGGCGGUUUGGAAGGGCGUGAUGCAUGGCAGGUCGAGGAGGUCACUUCGGAAGCCUUGCGGAUGGAAGCCAUGCCGAAAGUGCUCCCAUUCCAGAAGCAGCAUGAUCCACUACCUCUUUUUUUCGCUGCGCCGCAGCUUGAGCAUGUGCGCCCUCUAGAGCUGCCUCGGUUCUUGCCACUUCAAACGAAGCGGCAGGAGGAGCGUCCUGCUUCAAGGCCGGCACCAGCAGUGCCGCCAGAGCGAGCUGAAGCCGAAGGAGGAGCGGUAAGGAGCGAGUCGCCCUGCCCGUGA
Messenger RNA from Symbiodinium sp. CCMP2456, 909 nucleotides. NCBI's taxonomy places the organism in Eukaryota, Dinophyceae, Suessiales, Symbiodiniaceae. The record is from the annotation of a GenBank genome assembly.